UCUUAAAAUAGCAGGUGGGGCUUUAUUGGCAAUGCCGUGAGCGACGGAAUUGCGUUUCCUAGCGAAAGUUUCGAUAUCGUCGAUUUAUUUGAUACGAUUAAUUUACACGUUUUGUGUGACGUUUCGACACGUGCUAGGAUCGGCGAAAUCAAAAGCCUUAAUGAAUAAUCUACAGUUAAUUUUGCAUACCAACAAGUGUUUAGUCGUAUGAGAACAUAUUGAAGAAAAAUGAGUACAAAAUCCGAUUAUGCUAAAGCCAAGUUCGCAUUUGAUGUUUUUAACUUUCUCCCUCAAGGCCACGAAAAGGCACUUAAGCAGGCUUUCUAUAAUACGGCUGCAAUUUUACUUGUUUUAAUCGUAUUUGUAGGUGCCGUUGCCGUAUAUUUUGUAUUGGAACCAUUUCUCCGUCCUCUUCUGUGGGCUGUGCUGUUUGGAAGUGUUUUGCAUCCGUUCAAAGCCAGCUUAGCUUAUGUAUUCAAAAACUGGUUGCAAGGUCUUCAAACCACAAAUACUCCUUUAGUUGUUGGCUCAAUUGUAAUGCCUUUUAGAUUCGUUGAUAAUAUGUCCGAAACCGUCGGCGACUUCUUGCUUAAGUAUAUUAAAGCUAUCGUGGCGGUGUCUGUGGGAAUUCCUAUUCUGUUACUCAUUUACAAUUUUCUUCCGCACACCUUGUUGUGUGGAAUGUAUUCUGGGUUAAUAGUAAUCUUACGUUGGAUCUCAAAUAUAUUGGAAUUUUUUAGCACUGCGUAUUAUUUGGUUUGGACAAUCAUUAUUGGUUAUAUGGUAACAUUAUGGUUUUGGUGGACCCCUCAAUCCAAAGAUAUUUUGUGUAAAAUUUCCAUAAUAAUAUGGACUAUUUUAGUAUUUCAUAUUGCGACAAUCACUGGAUCAUUGAGAGUUCCUAUAUUAUUGAUAUCUAUAAUAUUACUGAUGAUGGGAUUUAUAACAGAAGUUAAAAGUAAACAAGAUGAAAAUCUCUCUCAAGAUGAAAAAAGUACAGAAAUUCAAAGAGCUACAACUCCACUAGUUACACUUCAAGCAGGUUGGGCAUGGAUUGUUGGCACACCAAAUUCUCCAUCAGCUGUGAAGAUAGAAUCAUCCAUCAAGAAAUCGGGACCUAAUUUAUAUAGUAGACUGAAACUAUGGUAUUCAAGUGUUUCUGCAUCAUUCUGGAAAAUAAUUUCUUCGACACGAAGACAAGAGAAAGAUGGUGAUUAUGAUAAUAUAGCAAGAAAAAUUAGUACAAAAAGAGUAAGGUUUUCAGAACAACUUGAAGAAGCAAUUGAACCUGUAUUAAAUUUGAAAAUGGAACUACUUGCAGAAAAGAAAACAUCAAGUGAUGAAGCAGAUGAAGCAACUUCUAGUUUGGCACAAAAAGUUCAAGUUGAACCAGGUACACCAGAAAAAUGUACUGUUGUAAAACCAUCAACAUUGUCAUUACCUGGAGCAGGAUCUAGCAUUAAAGAAGAAACACAAAUAGAACAACAGCUUAGCAAUGUUUAUCUUUAUUGUCUUCUUUGGGCUUGUGUUAUAGCUCAACUAUGGCCACAUAUGUGGUUACUGCAUUUAUUUCCAAUACCUGUGGUGUAUAUAAUAGCAAAGAGAUUAGAUAGCCUAAUUCACAAAUAUAUGUAUCCCUCACUGAUGGUCCACUGUACCAGCACGGUGGAAAUGGAUUAUUCAAUUCCAGAUCAAGACGUCCUGUUGUCAAUGGCGACUAUCACCUGGUUCAGAAGCUCCCCUUUUCCUUGUUCCUUUUCUUUACUUAUUACCUCAAUUCUUGAAGGUUCAAUUGAUACUUUUACCAGUAUAGCUGUGAUUUUGAUUGUAUUUAUUCUUGCAGUUGUUGGAACAAUUUUUCUUGCUGUCCAGAUAUAUGGUGAAAGCAUGCAUCUUGUUGGUGUUACAAGCAGCCUGAUAAAUCAAACGCUUGUCUAUAAUUCUGAUAUCCAAGAGUUACUACCUGAGAGUUUGUUAGAUGUCCAAGGAACAUUAGAUUCAAUGUUAGGUGAUGCAUAUGUGUAUGGAAGAGAAUGGAUUUCAACAUCAGUAUGUAUUUUUUAAAAUAUUUAAAAUUUU
Molecule: messenger RNA, 2079 nt
Organism: Centruroides sculpturatus (bark scorpion)
Lineage: Eukaryota; Metazoa; Arthropoda; Arachnida; Scorpiones; Buthidae
Product: transmembrane protein 245-like
Exons: 8
Coding region: 229-2064 (611 amino acids)
Source: RefSeq, a predicted model, not a curated record